AUCAGCCGAUCACUCGCACCGCAGCUCUCGAGGCUAGUGGUCGGGUAACGCGGCGCGAUCCGAGAAAAUGAGGAACUUUAUAAAGUUUCUCAUACUUCUGAACUUCGCUUUCGCGCUAGCCGAAUCCUGCCCCUCAAAAUGCCAGUGCCUCCGAAACUCGGUCCGCUGCCUCCACCAAGAUCUGCAGGCGAUACCGAAGGCACCCGACGACGCUCACACGCUAGAUCUGCGAUUUAAUCGUAUCUACGAUAUCGCACCGAGCGUGUUCAGCCAUCUUCACCGGUUGAGGUCACUCCUUCUGAACGACAACCAGUUGUCUGAACUGCGGUCGGGCGCUUUCCACGGGUUGCGACGCCUCAAAUACCUGUACCUGUAUCGCAACCGCAUCCAACACAUCGAAUCUGAUGUAUUUCACGGCAUGGCUCAUUUGGAACAAUUGUACCUCCAUGUUAAUGAGAUACAUCAGAUUCAACCCGAAACAUUCUCUAAUCUACCACGACUCGAACGAUUAUAUUUACACAACAACAAUUUAAAAACGAUUCCCCCUGGCUCGUUCCGUGGAAUGCCGAAAUUGCAUAAGCUUCGCUUGGAUAGUAACGCCCUUGUAUGCGACUGUGCCAUGCUCUGGUUUGUUCGUAUGCUCGCUGAACACAGCGAUAUGAGCAUUGCUGCCACUUGCUACGAACCGGCCGCUGCCACUGGAACAUCCCUUGCUACUAUGAAAGAGAAAGACUUUCACUGCCGGCGCCCUGAAAUCAAAUCGGACCCUGAAGACGUCAUAGUCACCUUUGGGGAAGACGCUAUGUUCACUUGCACUGCAUCUGGAGAACCAGAACCUGAGAUUGUUUGGCUUCGUGAUUCAGCAGCAAUACCUGAUGAUAAGUCACGAUACGAAGUUAUGGGUAAUGGAACUUUAAUGGUUCAUAAUGCAGAUGAAAAUGAUAUCGGAAUUUUCGAGUGCACCGCUAAGAAUCCAGCUGGAGAAGUCAAGUCCAAGGCUGCCAGAAUGAUUAUUCAAAGUAAACCAGACGACAAUGGAUUCCCAGUAUUCACUACAUUGCCGAGAAAUCUGGUUAUUAAAAUUAAUCAACCUAGUGCUCGCUUUGAUUGUGUGGCUAAAGGAAAGCCUAAUCCCUACAUUUCUUGGUACUUUAACGGGGACAGAAUUUUACUAAGCGAAAGAAUUUCUAUGCUUCACAAUGGUUCUAUAGUUAUCGAGGACAUUCAGCACGAGGAUGCAGGACUGUAUACCUGUCAAGCAGAGAAUAUUAACGGAAAAAUAAAGGCGUCAGCUACUUUCGAAGUUAUGGUCGCUCCCGCCUUCAUUAAAGUUCCAACGGAUCAAACUAUUGCAGUUGGCGAGACUGCUCAAUUUAUGUGUACAGCCAGAGGAGUACCUAAACCCGUUAUGACUUGGUAUAGGAACACUAUGGUCUUACCUCCUAGCGAAAAUAUACUACUUACAGAUGAAAAUCGAAAUUUGACUAUAAUAGAAGCAACUGAAGAUGAUGCUGGUUUAUAUCACUGCAGAGCUGAGAAUUCCGAAGGUCUUACUGAAAUAUCUGCUAUUUUGAAAGUAGAAAAUUUCCAAAUCGUUCCACCUAAGAUAAUAUUGCGACCAGAAGACACAGAUGCCUUUAAAGAAACUUCGGUGCAAAUGCCUUGUGAGUAUGAAAGUGAUCCACCAGCAACUGUUGAAUGGAGAAAAGAUGGAAAUCGUAUAACACCAAAUGAAAGAGUAUCCAUAACUCUAAUUGGAAGUUUAGUUAUCAAUAACGUUACACUUACUGAUGCUGGGCAUUACGAGUGCACAGUUUUCAAUGAAAAUGGUCGCGAUGCUGCUUCGCUAUUUUUAACUGUCAAAGACAACGUAUUACCAGGAGAUGAAUACAUAAAUAUAGCACUUACAGAAGCAACAAGAGAUGUUGACCAAGCGAUUGCAAAAACCAUAAAACAGCUGUUUAGCAACAAAAGUUCGGAUGUCAACUAUCAUGAUCUUUACAGAAUGACUAGAUUCCCAAAUGCACCAGCAAGAGAAAUAGCACGUGCAGCUGAAAUUUACGAAAGAGCUUUAGAUAAAGUACGGGAAUUUAUUCAAGCAGGAUCGACAGUAACUUCAAUGGAACCUUUCACAUACGAACAUAUCUUAUCUCCUCAACACUUAGACAUAUUAGCUAGAUUAUCUGGCUGUGUAGCGCAUAGAGAAGCCAAAGAUUGUUCCGACAUGUGUUAUCACAACAAAUAUCGCAGCAUUGAUGGUAGUUGCAAUAAUUUUGACUAUCCCACCUGGGGCACGUCUCUGACUGGUUUCCGCAGAAUACUUUAUCCUAUUUAUGAAAAUGGAUUCAGUCAACCGACUGGGUGGAAUAAAAAUGUCAAAUAUAAUGGUUACACUUUACCAAGUGCACGAUCAGUGUCAGUAUCCAUUAUCAGUACAACUGAAAUAACAGAAGAUAUUCAAAUUACACAUAUGACUAUGCAAUGGGGUCAAUGGCUUGAUCAUGAUUUGGAUCAUGCUUUACCUUCUGUGAGUUCGCAAACAUGGGACGGCGUUGAUUGCAAGAAAACUUGCGAUUAUGCACCACCAUGUUUUCCUAUUGACGUACCUGAAAAUGAUCCUCGAAUAACUAAUCGUCGCUGCAUUGAUUUUGUCCGAACUAGUGCAGUGUGUGGCUCUGGUAUGACAUCAGUAGUUUUUGGUAGACUACAGCCCAGAGAACAAAUUAACCAACUCACAUCGUUCAUUGAUGCCUCUCAGGUUUAUGGCUUUGAAAAAUCUGUCGCAGAAGACUUGCGAGAUUUAACAAAUGAAAAUGGUACUUUACGAGUUGGAGCGCAAUUCCCUGGUAAAAAACCCUUACUUCCGACAACUGGUUUAAAUGCAAUGGAUUGUAGACGCAACCUUGAAGAAAGCACUCGCAGUUGUUUUGUUGCAGGAGACAUUAGAGCGAAUGAACAAAUUGGUCUAGCUGCAAUGCAUACCAUUUGGAUGCGUGAACACAAUAGAAUCGCUACGAGUCUGAAAGCUUUUAAUCCAUUCUGGGAAGGGACGAAAGUUUACAAUGAGGCCAGAAAAAUUGUUGGAGCACAAAUGCAGGUUAUCACAUAUACCCACUGGUUACCUCUUAUCCUCGGCCCAGAAGGGUAUUCUCAAUUAGGUGCUUACAAAGAAUACAACUCCAAUAUUAAUCCUUCUGUGUCGAAUGUAUUUGCUACAGCAGCUUUGCGAUUUGGGCACUCGAUGAUAAAUCCCAUUCUACAUCGCUACGACGAGAACUUCGAGCCUAUAGCACAAGGUCAUUUGCUUUUACGUAAUGCUUUCUUUUCUCCUUGGAGGUUAGUCGAUGAAGGUGGUGUGGAUCCUUUACUCAGGGGAAUGUUUACUACACCCGCUAAAUUGAAAACAUCUACACAGAAUCUUAACACUGAGCUAACUGAAAAGUUGUUCCAUACUGCGCAUGCCGUUGCUCUUGACUUAGCUGCUAUUAAUAUUCAAAGAGGUAGAGAUCACGCUAUUCCACCAUAUGCAAAAUGGCGACAGUUCUGUAACAUGACAGAAGUCAACGACUUCGAGGAUUUGUCCAAUGAGAUUUCUGAUAAAAGCGUAAGGGACAAACUUAAGGAACUGUAUGGCUCUGUGCACAAUAUCGAUGUUUGGGUUGGUGGGAUUUUAGAAGAUCAAGUAGAAGGUGGUAAAGUUGGACCUCUAUUCAGAUGUCUUUUGAUAGAACAAUUUCAGCGUUUACGAGACGGUGACCGCUUUUGGUACGAAAAUCCCUCGACUUUCAAGCCCGAACAAUUACGACAGAUUAAAAAAGCAAACUUGGCUCGCGUUCUCUGUGACAAUGGUGAUAAUAUUGAAUCAAUCAACGAAAAUGUGUUUAUACUUCCUGAGGUGCAAGAUGGGCUUAUUUCGUGUGAAGAUUUGCCAUCAAUUGAUUUUCGAUAUUGGGCGGAUUGUGAGUCUUGCGGUGAAGAUAGUUACGAUACUAAGUCCAAUCGAGUACGCCGAGAUGUGUCAAAUGACCUCGAUGGUCUGUUUCUAGAAGAAACCCACCGUAUUGACGUAUUAGAAGAUCUGAUGUACAAUGAAAUGAGAUCCACAAUUGCACAAUUGCAGAAAAAAAUACUAUAUUUGGAAAAAGCUUGCUUAAAGAAGUAAACGAAAUUUUAAAAGCUUUCUUGACCUGACUUUGGAAUUCUCAUUGGUAUAAGUCUACGUAUAAAUUAUAGUAUAAUCUUGAUGUAUUAUUAUAUUCAAUGUUCACAAAAAGUAUAAAAAACAUCACAAAAAAAUUGCAUAUAUAUAUAAAAAGUAAAAAAAAUACUCGUUACAAUAUAAGUUACAAUCAAAGAAGUCUUGCGAAAAUUUAUCUUUUAAUAAAACACUUCAAAAUAGCUUUAAGUCUUUUCUAUGUGGUCCAACUAAAUAAGAAUUGAUUUUUAAUUUCUGACUAUUAUAUUACCUCUAUACUCCCAAUUUAUGUUUUUAUAUAUUACUGUAAGAAACUACCUAAUGAUUUAUAUUAAAUCGAUUAAAUAUAUACGUAUUUUGUUAUAAGUACCCUUUAUUUCUGAGCCCUUACUUCAGAGUUAGUGUUCUGUAGUCAAAGGAAUAAGAAUAUAUUAUAGAUUUACCAUAUUGUCUAUAUUUCCGUUUACCUAUAAUAUCUUUUUAAUCUCAUGUACUUUCAAAAUAAGACCGCUUCCAUCUAAGACCGCAUCGACACGUAGGUAACACCAGGUGAGAUCGCAGUCAAAGGAUAACUUGUCAUAGAUUAAAAAACAAAACCCUUAUCUGAAAUAUUGUUUGAAAAAAUAAAAGUCUGUAGGUACAAUAGUACAUGAAACACCUAUGACUAUUGUCUUACUAUUUUUAAAGUUAGCGGAGUAAAUACUUAGUUUGUUCAAUGUUUUAGCCAAUUUGCAACAUCAAUUUCAUGUACGAAUGGAAUGCAAUUUUUUUUAUUCUACCUGAUAAGCUCGAAUAUAAAUAUAUACGUAGGUAUAUAAGUAACGGACCCUGAAGUUUAACCUGCGUACUUUCCAUCUUCCCACGAAGAAACGUAGCUCAUGUUACUCCUUUUAAUCCACCGUUUCAGAGAUUAUAAACAGAACAGACAGAAGAAAAUUUAAAAAUCGAUUGUUUUACCGUAUUCUUCUAAAAUAUAUAUUAUGAAUUUAGUGGAAAGCUUUUAAAAUAACAAGAUGUUAUACUAAUUUUGUUUUAGUUACCAGAUAGAACUCCUCAAAACACACACACACACACUGUGUUAUCAGCACUACAGUGUUUAAAAUGUCAAAAAGCAUGACGUCACACUGAAAAGUGGCUGAAAUCUUGCGUUAAUACCCAAACAUUUCCCAUGCACAAUAUGUGAAUGUGUUGAAGUGCCUGGUUAAAAUAUAUAUUAUACCUUCUGCCUACAGAACCCAAUCUCACGCGUUACUAACACGCACUACGUUACGAAAAAUAGCCGGUUGCAAUUUUAAUGACGUCUCCGAAAUAAGCUGCCGGUGUCCCUAGACGCAGGUCAUUUAUCAAUACAAUGCGUGAGGCGAAUUCGGGUGGGUGGGAGGUGCGGCGGGGUGAUGCCCAGCCGCCACGCCCCUGUGUUACCGGGGAUACCCAAAAUCUUAUAUUGCACAGCUCAAAGCACGAUUUUCGGAAACGUCAUAAACAUUGCAUCCGAUUAUACCUAAGUUUUUCUCAAAGCAGUAUUAAAAUACUCUUUUCAGAAUUAAAUAAUUAAUCAAAAUUGUAUACCUUACCUACUUAUUAGUCAUCAAAUAUCUGUAUUAGGUGUCUAUAUACUUAUACAUGUCUAUAAACAUACUACUUACAAACUCUAGUCUUAACAAUAUACUUACCUAUUAGAAAAAUUGUAUUAUGUAACUUGAAGCAAUGGAUUUCUUUUGAAUAUACAUAUGAUUGUAAGUAUUAUACCUACCGAUGCAAUAUAUUUUGUACUCGCUAAUAUAAUUUAUGGUUCGUUAUUAUUUUCAGAUUUAAACAUAUAUUCAAAAUAAUAAAUAAGUAUAUUAUUGUAACCUUCUAAUAAUAUUUUAAGGUCUAAGUUUUAAUAACGCUCGAUGUAAUGUAACAAAUAAUUCGAGUUACACAGUAUUAUUAACUUUAUUUGCAUUUAAUGUAACAACUUGAAUUUAAGUUAAUUUACAUUACGGAUUGUUUCGUUAGUCAACAGUAUAUACGGUAUUCGAAUAGGAGAAACGAAAGGAUCCGUCCUUUAUUGAACAUAGCGGGGUCAGUGUCACGAAUUAAUGAGGAAAUGGUCAGUCUGAAUAGGUAAUUGACGAGCUUUCGUAGUAGGUGCCAUAAUAUGAACGCGAUUUUAAAUUGCGCUUACAGUAUACCUAAGCAUUGAAUGCAUAAAUAGUACAUAUAAGAGUUGUAAGAAGUAGGGAGACGCAGUGUAUUAGGCAGGGACUGAGAGAUCCUCUAAGUGUAACUAACAAAACUACACCAAACCUAUACGCAAUUUUUUUACCAAUAGUAGCAUGGUUGAACUGUGCCGUGAGUAGGUAGCUUAUUGCCAUUGGAAGGAGUUCGAUAGCCAGAAUAGGUAAUUACUCGUAGAUUUAUCUUAUUAGCAAACUUAACCCAUUGCAAUCACCAAAUGACCAACGUAAAUGCGUUCGGUCAUAACGCAUGCUUUUUACCGACUUCAAAAUAAGGAGGAGGUUUACAAUUCAACGCGUAUGUUUUUUUUAAUGUUUGCUGUUUUUUUAAUGUUUCCAUAACUUCGUCAUUUAUUAACCAAUUUUGAAAGUUACUUUUUUUGUUUGAAAGAGUUUCCAGAUUUUAUUUUCAUUAAAAUCGGUUUUAGUUAGUUUAGUUAGUAAUUUUGUGUUAAAAUCAAAAUAACUGAAAUACGUCUUUGAAGUCGGUUCCAUUUCUAAUUUAUAAAGAUAAUGUUUAUAUAUAAAUGCGAAAGGCUGGGAGAUAGUUUAUUGUCAAUAUGUAUCCGCUAGGAAUAUGCGAUAGGGCCGGGUAGGUCUAAAGACGGAAGGAGUCGCGGGUGUCCGCUAGUUUAAAAAAAAUUGGAUAACUUACUUAUAUACCUAAUUAUUAGGUUUGCGUUGACAAACCUACAGAAAAGCAUUUUUUUUCUGCAGGUACAUGGGUACAUAUAUGCGUAUUCUGCGUAGCUCUGAGUCUGUAACAUUUGUCACAAUUGAGGGUAUCACAGCUAGAAAAGUAACGAUUAUUUCGUAACGCAUCUCUUCGCUGUGGCUGUCCACUGCCACUGCAUACACAUUACUUUUUAUGAAACCCCAUAAAAAAUUAAAGGGGUCAAGUCUGGUCCGGUACAAAAUAAUCCAACCCCAGAGGUAGGAAAAUAGGGGAUGAUUUAGUGCUCAUCAGUAAAGUAAAACCACGCAUAACUUUUUGUAGAGUAGUCUGAUUUUUAUAACUCUUUUUUUUAUUGGAUAGGCCUCGAAGUUGGCCCCAUAUAAAUUAAUAAAAAAUAGUUUCUACCCUAAGGGUGGGAAAAUAGGGGUGAUAUAUUCAUAAUUCACAGUUUAAUGCUGAUUGCUUGUGUAGUUGGUACACACCUACCUAUUAUACGAACAAAAAAGAGAAAAAAAGAAGAAAGUAUUUACGUAAAAUUCGUUAAGUAAGUUCGUCGGAGGGGUAAUUUCAUAAUAUUUUUUUUUAUGUAGAUAACCUAGGUAGCACCAUUCUAAGCACAUUCUAGCUAUCACUAUAUAUUGAUUUAACUUCAUAAAUACAUAUACCUACUGCCAAAAUGAUUACCCUUACCUUCCUUUUGACUUCGCCGUAGUCGGGUAAAAAUAAAAUGAUAACAAAAUCAGAUACAUUUUCAAACAACAAAAACAGCACUGUGAAGCAAUAUAGCGAAUAAAGUAAAUGGCAAUCAUUAUCAUUAAAUUCUUGCUCAUUAAUUUAAUAAUCCCCUGUAGUAAUUCCAUUGGGACAGCUUUCUGUUACAGACGCACAGAUUGAAUUAACUUGCAUUAAGUAUACACAGCUUUUUACACAACAAUGCGAUUAUAACACGUACCUAUGAAUUAAUUAUACCUAUAAUUCUGUUAUAACUAGAGGAAGCCCGCGACUUCGUCCGCGUGGAAGACCCUAUUCAAAAAUUCUUGAAUCACAUUAUAUUUCAUGUCUUUUUUAUGAUUUAUUAACAAUUUUUUAAAACUGUUAACUCUUAAAAUUAAGGACUUUCCAUACAAACUUUCAAUCCCUUAUAAUUUUAUUUUAGGGUCAAAAAGUACUUACCCAUUUAACAUUAUACCAAAAUUCAUCUUGAUCGGCUCAGCCGUUUAACCGUCAAAAUGUAACAGACAGGCAGAUUUACUUUCGCAUUUAAAAUAUUAGUAUAGAUAAUAGCGGAUGCCCGCAACUUCGUUAGCGUAAAAUUCAGUUUUUCGUAAAUCCUGCGGAAACAACAUUUUUCCAGAUUUUUUAACCUACGUUAAAAAAGCGUCCAAAUACAACAAACGCCUUACCUUACCUUAUCAGCCGAUAGACGUCCACUGCUGGAUAUAGGCCUCUUGCAUGGACCUCCAAGCACAACGAUCUCGAGCCGCUAGCAUCCAGCGGCUCCCUGCAACCCGCUUGAUAUCCUCGGUCCACCUAGUGGGUGGUCGCCCAACACUGCGCUUUCCACAACAAACGCAUUCCCAAGUAAUUUAUUUAAGUCAUGUUAAAGGUAUGUGUUCACACGACAGCCUUUUUAAAAAACCGAUGCUUUUUUCGAGGAAUGUUGCAUUUUCAACUUUAGACUUUGGAAAUAGACCUUCAUUACAUCAUACUAUAUUUGAACGCUUUUUUAACGUCCGUUAAAAAACUCUCGUGUGAAUGAGGGCUAAAAUGAUUUAUAUGUACCGACCUAUUGCUGAUAUGUAAAUAAAUAAUAAAAAGAUUUUCACGACCUCCGUGGCGCCGUGGUAUGCGAGGUGGAUUUACAAGACGGAGGUCCUGGGUUCAAUCCCCGGCUGGACCUAUUGAGAUUUUUUAAAUUGGUCCAGGUCUGGCUGGUGCGAGGCUUCGGCCGUGGGUAGUUACCACCCUACCAGGAAAGACGCCCCGCCAAGCGAUUUAGCACUCCGGUACGAUGUCGUGUAGAAACCGAAAGGGGUGAUGAUUUUCAGCCUCCUCCUAACAAGUUAGCUUGCUUCCAUCUUAGAUCGCAUCAUCACUUACCAUCAAGUGAGAAUGUAGUCAAGGGCUAAGUUAAGAAGAAAGUCUCUACACAGUAUGAAGGCCGAUAUGACGUUUUUGUAGCAAAAAAAAACAGUUUUCCAAUUUUAUAAAAAAAAAUAACAAUUACCUAUUCAAUUUAUUAAAGAUUAUUUGUAGAUUUUUCUACUUCAAUGUAUUCUACAUACCUGUGCUUACGAUCUAGAACUAAAGGAACGUUCUAGAGUAUUUCAAUUACAUAAUGUUAAUUCAAUUAAAAAAAAAAUCAUUUAUAUUUAAUGAGUAGGUACAUAUUUGGUACUCAAGUAGGUACUAAAUUAGUUUCUUCUAUUAUAUACAUAUUAUACCUACAUAUACCUAAUCUAUAAUUAUCGUAUUAGAUCUAGGUACCUAAAAUAUGAAAUAUUUUGAUUCUAUUUAUUCAAUAUCUUUGUGUCUAGUAAAAGUAAGCAUAAAAUUAAACCUAAUACAUAUUUAUAAAUGAUGGUCUUUACUAUAUUGAAUUGUAAAGUAUGGGUUAAGCCCUGCACCAUGGUGUUUGAUAAACAUUGCAUUGCUGCACUAUUAUCUACCUGUACCAACGAUAUUUUAUACUAGCUUAUUAGCAGGAGCGUUGCUACCACCGUAGCCGUAUCAAUGAUAGGGGGCCCCCGGACUAUAGAGGCCCCUUACGUGUGAAAGCAUAUAUUAGGAAAAUGUAAUGCAUAAUCUCACUGAUUCUGGUGCUUCCCGUAAAAAAAAACACUUUAGAAAUUACAAAAGGCAAAAAAGCUAUUUCUUCUUUCCCCUAAUUUAAGCGUCGCUGUCAUGUUUUAUUUUAGGUAAGCAUUUUUGUUUUUUAUAGCCCUUUAUGUGGGCCCCUCAACUAAUUUAGGUACAGGGCCCCUCCAAAGCACGGUACUCCACUGCUUAUUAGAUAUCUACAUGUUAGGUACGUGCUUACAAAAUCGUGCCCACAAACUCUGACCACUAUAUUAUAUAGUUAGAGGCACAACUAUCCGCCCACUUUAAUAUACUCGCGUCAUAUUAGAGUGGGCGGAUAAUUGUGCCUCUGAGUAUAUAUUUGUGUAUACACCUACGUAUAGUUUAAAUAACUUUGGUUGUUUACUAUGCAAGACUAAAUGUAAUUACGACAAUAGCAGCUUAGUAUUCACGUGCUAGAGCCAUAUCUAAAGCAUAAAAUAUCGUUGACGUAUACAACAAUUUAUUUAUUAUAAAUCAAUCAAUCAUUAAAGUAUUUACCUAAACAAAUAAUAAUAAAAACAAAUCUACACAAUAUUUUCCGAACAACUUACAACUACAUUAUGUUUUAAAACAAUACAGUUAUCUACCUACUUAUCUAGGAAAAGGCAAAUGAAUAGGUAGGUACAUACUUGUAGUACUUCAUAAUCAAUAUCAUUCCGUUUUCAAGUAGGUACCUACCUAAGUGAUAUGCCAGUGGGCUAUAAUAAUAUUCCAAAUUCCAAUGGGCAGGGAUACAACCUAGCACCUUUCGGAAAUAAAAUAAAAGUAAAUUAGGCUACAUAAAGGUAUUCUUGUACGCGACACUCAAAGGUUGUAAAUUUGUAGUGCACUAGAUACCUACCAACUGUAAUUUGUGUUCAUGCAUUAAAUAAUUCAUUAGUAACAUAAUGAAUUAGUAUAGGUAAAUAUAAUUCAUGAUUAUAAAUUUUAGGUAAAUACUAAAUAUAUUAAUUUGAAUAUAAAUCUAAACACAGCCCUGACACACAACACGAAAGCCGCACUUUUUCAAUGAAUAUAAUACUACUUGUAUGAGUUGUAUGUAUGUACUUUUAUAUUAUGUAGUAAACUUCGAUUAAGCGGUACCUACAUAGGUAAUAUCUUGUACCGAAUCGUAAAUCUAUGGGUAAUAUAUUAAAGGCACUGUGGUAGAAUAUGAGUUAAACGUUGAAGCGAAUUAAUAUUUACAUGUCGCUUGUUUAUUGUACAGCUGCUUUUGUUCAAAAAUACUAAAUACCUAUCCUAAAAUAUUGAAUUAAUAUUUUAAAAGCUUUUUUCAACUAUGUUUAUCUAUAAAAAUAUGUAGCAUCAUUAGAGCAAUUCAAAGUGAUGCUGGUUAUAGUCUGGCAAGUUUGUUGAUAACACUCCCAUGACAUGCGGGCGACAGGGGGAAAGACUGUGCGGUGUGCGUGGGUGCGUGGAAAUCGUGCGUGCGGGGAUGUGACGUGCAUCAGUCGUGGGUUUUUCAUUAAUCGUUACACGCCCCCCGGCCCGCGCUGAACAUCGGGAGUGUUAUGAACGAAGUUGCCAAGCUAAAGAUUAAACAUGAAAACAAUUUUAGAGAUUUCGCAGUCAGGUUACCGUUUAGGCAGAUUACAGACGGGGCGGGACAGCGGCGGCGACGUGACGUAAUAGCCAUAUAGUAGAUCUAAAACAAUUAUUAUCUCGUGAAGAGAACAGGCAAUAGACAAAUGUCGACAUUAGCGGCGGAGUUGUUCCAGUCCUGGCUUUUUUGCCCUAACACAGCGAAAGAGAGCAAUAUUUCCACCCUCCACCGCUAUUGGUUGACAUUUUGUGUAUUAUCGAUAGCACUAACGCCGGAACGGCUGAGACUAAUUGGCGUGAUUACUAAUUUAUAAUGAAACAAGACGUCGAAUUAUUUUGAUCCAGGAUUCGUACUUGAUAAUACAAAGGACCGUUUGCCGUUUGCCGUUUGCCGUUUGCUUUUUGUGACGUGUUUAUCAUUAUUAUUCUAUAACACUAAUGGGUACAUUACAACUGCUCACGUUUCGUCUUCUGUCUGCCUAAACCAGCUUUUCGUAUUCACGUUAUGUCUAUUAAGUAGAUACUCGAUUAUACAACGCCAACGUCAACAAAUGCGAAAUCCCUUAUUGUUAAAAAAAUAUCAAUGUUUAGUGUUCUUGUCAUGUAAUUAUAAGGCUACGAGUAAGUUCAGAUUAAGAAUGAUUUGUUACUGUAACUUGUAAGUGAUAAUUUUAUACAGAAAUUCUCUAAGACCAGUUAAAGGUCGGUUCCUACGAUUGAUUCCCACUCGGAAUCUUAGGUCUUUCUUUAGUAAUUAGAAAUAGGCAGGCAGGAAGGAAGUACUACAGGCAAACAUCAUAUAGAUAGGUAUGAGGUAUACUGGCAAUUCGCCGGCAACCAUUUGCUGGUGAAAUUACAUGGGACGUAAGUGGUUGCAGCUUUCUGAAACAUAAAAAUCGUACGUCGUAUUAUGAGCGCUUGGUGGAAGGGACAGUGGCAUGGUCUUCAUAAAUUCAAAUAUACGUUGCCCACCCUUAGCUCUCAUUACGAACCUCUAUCUUUCAUUUUGUAUAAUUAAAAGUUAUAGUCGUUCCUUCUUCUUCUUAGAGUGCCUCCCCAUAACUGAAGGUCGGCGGACAGUUUUCUAAACUUUUCCUUGUCCAUAUCUAGACGGAAAAGUCCUUCGACUGUCUUUAUGCCAGUCCACUCCCUUAUAUCGUAGCCAGGACUUCUUUAUUCUUCCUUUUGCCUGCAAUCUUGCCCGUCACCAUGGUUUGAAGCAAAGGUAUUAAUCGUGUCGCAAAAUAUGCCUUAGGUACGCUUUCUUCCACUGCUUGAUGGUUAGUAGUGCCUACCCUAAUUAUUUUAAACAUUGCGCACGUCACUGAGAAGAGGUGUGACUAUAUCAUUUUCAAAAACCAUUCACCGCUUUAUAAGAAUAUAAAAAAUCAUCUUUCUAUUGCAUAUCAUCUACAAGUUGCAGUUAAUCUGAACAUAGUCGGAAAUAUAUUAAAUAAUUCACAUAAUUGCGUAUUUAAAAGUAUGUAAUGGACCAAAAUGGCACAAUGCUAUCGUGGAAAUUUAAUUUUGUUUGCCUAAGUUUACAAAAGGAAGUUAGCAAGACAUUUUGGUCUAUUAUUAUUUUUUAGAGAGAUCUAUAGUAACUUUGAGCGGAAAUCGCAACCACGAUUAUGAUAAAUUAUAAUCAAUAAUGAUGAUGAAUGUUCAUAAGUUAAAUGGAAUAUUAAUAUUAUUUAUAUUUUUUCUUGUCCUUUUCACUGCAAUAAUAAUAAUUAAUGCGUUUGUCAAAAUUAUAUAUAUGU
This is a messenger RNA of Bicyclus anynana (squinting bush brown), 13239 nucleotides long. Its product is annotated as peroxidasin. Bases 68 to 4162 code for a protein of 1364 amino acids. Gene Ontology annotation, biological process: response to oxidative stress. The transcript is spliced from 7 exons. The record is from RefSeq and is a predicted model, not a curated record. Gene Ontology annotation, molecular function: peroxidase activity; protein binding; heme binding. Lineage: Eukaryota; Metazoa; Arthropoda; Insecta; Lepidoptera; Nymphalidae.